Messenger RNA from Rotaria sp. Silwood2, 630 nucleotides. NCBI's taxonomy places the organism in Eukaryota, Metazoa, Rotifera, Eurotatoria, Philodinida, Philodinidae. The record is from the annotation of a GenBank genome assembly.
AUGUAUAGUUAUUGUUUAGUUUUGUUUUUAGCUCCUGCAUCAAAAGAAUUUUCAUUAAAAAAAGUUGCCUUUGGUCAAACACCAAUAGUUACUAAUGAAUCAUUUCAAAUAUUACCCUUAUUAUUACCAUCUGAAUCUCAUUUAGUUGAUGAUAACGUAAACUUACAUACACGUACUCAAGGUCAACAAGGAUCUGAUCAUGAUUUAUUAAGUUCAGAUGAUGACGAACAUGAAAAUUUUGACUUACAAUUACACGAUGACGAAGAUGAUUCGCAACAUGAUGUAUCAUUAAAUUUUAUACCAUUACCAUUAUCUACAAAUUCAAAAAAACGUAUGUCAAAGCAACAACAAAAAUACCAAUUGCCAAAUGUUUACAUUCCAGUCGUUCUUGAAAAUGAUAAUGAAAAUUCAAAUGUCAAGGAUACUGAUUCUACUGAUCUUGAACCAACAUAUACCAGAAGUGAUGGUGUUGUCAUUGAAUUAUUGAAAACAUAUGGAACAAAAGAAAAUACAGUCAAAUAUGCUUUAAAAUUAAUAGAUUUACUAUUUAUUGAUAAACAAGAAUUACGAAAUGUUGAUUCUAGAAAAAUUGAUGAAGACCCACGAAUUCAAGCAAUAUAUGGUACAUAA